Molecule: messenger RNA, 684 nt
Organism: Cantharellus anzutake
Lineage: Eukaryota; Fungi; Basidiomycota; Agaricomycetes; Cantharellales; Hydnaceae
Exons: 4
Coding region: 151-603 (150 amino acids)
Source: RefSeq, a predicted model, not a curated record
CUCAGCUCGGCUGGAAUAACGUUUAAAUCUACAUGCUAGGAAGACACUAUAUAGCCUCCGAAGGAUGGGUUCCCCUCCCUUUUCUCAGUCCUCUAAGUCUUCCGCUUGAGAGCGGCUUGAGUAUAACAGUAGCACUUCACCAAAGUCAUCAUGCGAUUCCGGAAUGCCUUGAUCCCAAUCGUUCUACUUCCUACUGUCGCAGCUGAUUUCCACGUUAUUAUGAACCAUUGCGGUCACCUUGACAAUUAUUACACCGAACCGGGCUUGCCAGUCUGGACUUUUCUCCCAUCAAUCGAAGACAACCUUUGCUGGAAUGCAGUCAUAGCCCAAAGCCCCUCUUUCUUCCAGAGGCGCAUCACAUUGGGGUCAGAACUGACUGCUGCACCUUGCGGUUGUAACGUUACAGUUUCCGAUCGGCUUGAUAUGUGGUGGAGCAUCAAGGAUGGACAAAACAAAACAGGAUCGUGUUUCCCUGUUACACACGGCACUAGCGGCGGCAAUGGGACGUCGGUGUCCUGCAUAGAAGGGACAGUUGCUUAUUGGACAUGCUACGUCUUUGAUAUCGCUUAUUGCGUGUCCUCGGAUGACGGAUGUAGCAAUUAGUAAUUAAAUCUUCGAUAUCUGAGAAGCCUCAGACUUGCUUGGAUCCGCAAAAUACGCUUGAAAUGAUCAUUCCAAUUCCCA